AUGGCAGCAGCAGCAGCAGCAGCAGCAGUAGCAGCAGCAGCCGGAAUCGUGUGCGGAGCAGGAGCAGGAGCCCGAGAAGAUUCAGUAGCAGCAGCAGCAGCAGCAGCAGCAGUAGCAGUAGCAGCAGCAGCAGUAGCAGCAGCAGCAGCAGCAAAGGCGAGCAAAAGGAGUAGCAGCAGCAGCAGUAGCAGCAGCAGCAGCAGCAAAGGCACAAUGGACGUUGCUGAUCCUGCUGCUGCUUUGAAGGCAAAAGUUGCACGGCGUCUGCAAGAGCAAAAGGAGAGGGGUGAAAAACUCGGUGGAGAUUCACGGAGACCGCUGACGGCUGAGGAAGGGCGUAUGCGGAAGAUGAAGACGAUCAUCGAUGAAGAAGCAGCAGAGGCAGCCAAAGGCAAAGCCACCUGGAGAGAUGACUUUGCUGCUGCGGCAGAGGGCAGCAUGAGAGCAGCAGCAAUCGCUUUGGUAGAAGACGAAAGUGAAUUUUCUUUUGCUGACUUCAUAGACAGACAUCGACAUGCAAAGAAAACGGCUGUUGCUGCGGGAGAGGAGGCGAGCCACCUGGACGCGAUCUUCGGCAGUGGCCCUGUGCAGCACAAGACAGUGCUUGAGGAGCGGGAGCCGUCGCCUCCCAGGCUGCAAGUCAGGAGCCGCAGCAGCAGCAGACGGCGCAGCAGCAGCCGCAGCAGCAGAAGCAGAAGCAACAGCCAGAAGGCGAGCAACAAGCAGCAGCAGCAGGGCCAAAGCACCGAACAGCAGCAAACCCAGCAAAGCCCCAGGGAGUUCACACGGCGAGAAUCGAAGAACCCAAGAGCAGCAGCAGCAGCAGCAGCAGCAGCAACAGAAGCAGGAGGCGGGCUGCAGGUUAUGCUGCUCUCAGCAGAGGCAAUGCUGUCUGAGGACCAACUGCAGCAGCAGCAAACUGCAGCAGAAGCGGCCAACAGUGUGCCUAAGUGGAAACUCAAGCUGCUACAGCGACAGCAGCAACAAGAUUAG
Eimeria mitis is the source of this 993-nucleotide messenger RNA. RefSeq lists its product as uncharacterized. The record is from RefSeq and is a predicted model, not a curated record. NCBI's taxonomy places the organism in Eukaryota, Apicomplexa, Conoidasida, Eucoccidiorida, Eimeriidae. The transcript is spliced from 8 exons. Bases 1 to 993 code for a protein of 330 amino acids.